This is a messenger RNA of Octopus sinensis (East Asian common octopus), 1488 nucleotides long. RefSeq lists its product as uncharacterized. The transcript is spliced from 2 exons. Lineage: Eukaryota; Metazoa; Mollusca; Cephalopoda; Octopoda; Octopodidae. The coding region runs from base 250 to 1362 and encodes 370 amino acids. The record is from RefSeq and is a predicted model, not a curated record.
CGGAUUUUCCUGACACGUCACUACGUACGUCAGCACCGGAUGGCCAGUAAAACAGUCAGUCACAAGCGAAGUUAUAGCAUUUGGGUAUACAGGAGAGAUCGGCUGCAACACAUUUUUCUACUUCCUUCCCAUUCAACAGUUGAUUCAUCUACCCUGAAUACUACGAUAAACAAAAUCACUUUAUGUUGCCGACUUACGAGUAGUAAUCUUUUUUUUAUUUUAUAACAGAGAUUAAAUAUUUCAUACCAAAUGGAUACCUUCAUGAGUUUAUUCCAAGUUAAAUUUCAAACAAACGAUGUACUUGUCGUAUCCGCGACUAUAAAUUUAUGCGCGGUUUUACUUUUUUUCCUCUUAAAAUGUUUGACCCUUUGUCGGAAUACAAACGAAGAGACAUGUGAUAAUGAAACCCCGACGGUACGAAUGCUCCAGUUGGCCAUACUAAUAACUGAACAAAUUCUAAUAUGGGUUGGAGUGAUUCUAGCAAUCUGGUGCUUGAUUGAAACGGAUGUUUUACGGUACCCACUGUUUUUUCCUGAAGGAGCACACAUAUCCAAAGUUCUUAAAAUGACGUACAAUUUCAGCAUAGGCAAAUAUUUCUAUCUUUGCUUUGUACGGAUUUUUUCUAUGAAAGACAGAUAUCCAGCAGUACUUAUUCACCAUUUCGUCGCACUCAGCACUUACAUUGUGAUCAACGGAUUUGAACAAAACAUGUUUGCCGGUUUGCUUGGUCCCUUUAUGGAAACAACUUCGUCGCCGGUUAUACUUUUAAAAAUUGCAAAUAAACUUAAGCGUUCAGAAACGAAGCCAAAAUCAAGCUUCAAAUUGCAUUUCAUAGAGUUGGUCGCCAUGAUUUUUCUUCGAGGAGUCUGUCCAAUUGUUAGUUUCAUUUAUAUUUAUAACAAACAGCACAUCUUUGCUAUGGAAAGUAUUCCUCUUGCGUUCUUCUUUUUGUCAAUCGUUUUCUUCGGAAUUAUCAAUACGUGGCUUAUUUUCAGAUUGGCUUUCAAUUUACGCUUUGUAUGGCAGCUGAAUAAAUCACAAAGCAGACCACCAGUUUUACCCAACGAUAAACAUUCUUUCUACUUGAAUAUCCUUUCAUAUUUACACGUAAAAUGCGACAAAAAUAAGCACGCAAAAUGCAUGAAAUCUCCAAACCCUAAAUCUAUUUUGAAGAACAAUUCAGCAUCUGCUGUUCCAAAAGUAUCUGGUGAAAAAAGUAAUAAAGCUAUUCAAUUUCACCAUAAUGAUUUUAGUACGUUUACAGAUACUAACAAAGUUGCAAAUACGGGCAUCAGUGAAAAUAAAGAACUGUGUCAUCUAAAUGCAUACAAGACUGAACAGUUUAACAAAGAAACAGUUUAAACUCUCACAACUAAAAUACCGGUAGUCUUUGACAACCGAAAUAAAAGCUUCAGUGCCAUACCAUUUAAAUCAUUUGUAAAUUUCAUAUACGUUGUUCAAAAUACAGAAAUUGUUGGACUAUGUUAA